UAUUCCAUCUUCAUCUCCAUCGCCACAGGAAACGAAUGUGCUCCUAGCUAUGUGGCCGCUCUUGCGAAAUGUCCUCCGUAUCACUCACGAAACCCUUGAGGCGUCUGCGCUUCCCGCUAGUGCCAUUCAAUAAGCCGUAUCGCGUAUCCCAACGAAGCCUCCAUCUUGCGCCGCCGUGGCUCCUUGAUGAUUACAUCCCGCGCUACCACCUAAUAUCGUCUCUCGACGCGGCGAAGAAGCGAUCGCUUGCCUACGCACACCUCCGCGAGUGUAAUCUGUGUCCCCGGAAGUGUGGUGUGAAUCGAUAUGAGAAAUCGGGCAUGUGUCUGGUUGGUGCACAAACUGUCAAAGUGAACACCAUCGCGCCGCAUUUUGGAGAAGAACCAUGCUUCCAAGGCCACAAUGGGUCGGGCUCUGUCUUCUUCAGCGGUUGUAACCUGCGCUGCUCAUUUUGCCAGAACUGGGAUAUCUCGCACCAGCUGAAUGGCUUCGAUCUUACACCCGAAGAGCUCGCAGAAUGGUACAUGAAACUGCAGGAAGUGGGACGAGUCCACAAUAUCAACCUCGUUACACCCGAACACGUCGUCCCUCAAGUCGUUCUAUCCAUUCUCCAUGCCCGUGAGCUUGGCCUCCGACUGCCUAUAAUCUAUAAUACCUCCUCGUUUGAUUCAUUGGAAAGUCUGGAGUUGCUGGAUGGACUAGUGGAUAUUUAUCUUCCGGACUUCAAGGUCUGGACCGACAAGAGUAGUAAACGAUUGCUCAAGGCGGAUAAUUACACAGAGACCGCAAUGGAAAGUAUCAAGGCUAUGCAUGCGCAAGUAGGGGAUCUUUGCUUUACUGGCGAUGGUAUCGCGAAGAAGGGUGUUCUUGUUAGACAUCUGGUAAUGCCGGGCAUGGAGGAAGAGGGCAAACAGAUCGUAAAAUGGCUUGCAGAAAAUGUAAGCAAGGAUAUCAUGGUUCACAUCAUGGAGCAGUACUUCCCACGGGCGCAUGUAGGAAAGCCACUUCGCGGUAAAAAGGCAGGUGCCGAUGCGUCGUCAGACGCAACAGCGAAGGUAAGAUAUGAGGAGAUAAAUCGCCCUGUAGAUCUAAGCGAAGUGGAAUCCAUCAAAAAGGCGGCCCAAGAAGCGGGCAUCUGGCGCUUCGUUGAGGCAGCUAAGCACGGAGGGUUCAAUAUCUGAGUUUGGUCUGAUGUCGUGUUUACGCCAUUUGCAAAGGAGGGCAGGUACGUUCUUGCCCACCGCGUAUCACCUCACGCUUCACACAUCCU
Messenger RNA from Aaosphaeria arxii CBS 175.79, 1270 nucleotides. RefSeq lists its product as uncharacterized. The transcript has a single exon. NCBI's taxonomy places the organism in Eukaryota, Fungi, Ascomycota, Dothideomycetes, Pleosporales. Gene Ontology annotation, molecular function: catalytic activity; iron-sulfur cluster binding. The record is from RefSeq and is a predicted model, not a curated record. Bases 69 to 1181 code for a protein of 370 amino acids.